Messenger RNA from Lotus japonicus, 2358 nucleotides. Its product is annotated as probable polyamine transporter At3g19553. Gene Ontology annotation, molecular function: transmembrane transporter activity. The coding region runs from base 385 to 1875 and encodes 496 amino acids. The record is from RefSeq and is a predicted model, not a curated record. Gene Ontology annotation, biological process: transmembrane transport. The transcript has 2 exons. Gene Ontology annotation, cellular component: membrane. Lineage: Eukaryota; Viridiplantae; Streptophyta; Magnoliopsida; Fabales; Fabaceae.
AGAAAAGUAUUGUUACAGACGACAGAGCAGUGAAGUUUUGAUGAAGCAAGGGAAAUGAAACGAAGAGAUCUCAGUGGCCUCGAUCUCUGCAAAUUCAGGAAAGAGAGCGUCCAUCCUAUGUUUGGAUUUCAGCUCAGGAGCUCUACGCUAUUCUAUUCUCCGCUCCGCCACAUCUUCAAGGUUCACUUGCUUUGACAUUUCUUGUUAUUAUUAGUUAGUGUCCUUGUAAGUCAAUUAUAAAUGAAUUAACACUAUACCAUGUAAUCCAAUCUGCUAUAUAUGCCAUGCCUCUCUCACUGUGGUCAUGUUCAUGUAUUUGAUUCAGCUACUAGCUAGGGUACUCCAAACGUUAUAAACUUUGAUCACUUUCUCACCUCUCAAUUGAUGGGUGAAGGUGAAGUCAACCAUGUGAACAAAUCCAACCCAACACUAACAUUAUUGCCUCUCAUAGCUCUAAUCUUCUAUCAAGUAUCUGGGGGUCCUUUUGGAGUAGAGGAUUCUGUCAGGGCUGCUGGUGGUCCUCUUUUACCUUUGCUUGGAUUCUUGAUUUUCCCUUUUCUAUGGAGUCUUCCUGAAGCUCUCAUCACAGCUGAACUUUCCACAACCUUCCCUCACAAUGGUGGAUAUGUUAUUUGGAUUUCCUCAGCUUUUGGACCUUUUUGGGGCUUUCAGGAAGGCUUUUGGAAAUGGUUCAGUGGGGUCAUGGACAAUGCUCUUUACCCUGUUUUGUUCCUUGAUUACUUGAAGCAUUCCUUGCCAAUCUUUAACCAGCUCAUUGCUCGAAUCCCUGCUCUUUUAGGGAUCACAGUUUCACUCACUUACUUGAAUUACCGAGGCCUUCACAUUGUUGGUCUUUCUGCUGUUCUUCUUGCAGUUUUUUCCCUUUCCCCAUUCCUCGUAAUGGCCCUUCUUUCCAUUCCUCAAAUUAGGCCCAGGAGAUGGCUUCUUGUAGAUUUUAACAAGGUGGAUUGGCGAGGAUACUUCAAUAAUUUGUUCUGGAACUUAAAUUAUUGGGACAAGGCAAGUACCCUUGCAGGAGAGGUUGAAAAUCCCACUAAAACAUUCCCAAAAGCCCUCCUUGGAGGACUAGUUUUGGUGGUCUCCUCAUAUUUGAUUCCACUACUUGCGGGAACAGGUGCUUUGAGAUCCUCCCCAAGUGAAUGGACAGAUGGUUAUUUUGCUGAGGCAGGCAUGUUAAUUGGUGGCUUCUGGCUCAAACUCUGGAUUCAAGCUGCUGCUGCCAUGUCUAACGUGGGCUUGUUUGAAGCAGAAAUGAGCAGUGAUGCUUUUCAACUUCUAGGGAUGAGCAAGAUUGGAAUGCUUCCAGCUGUAUUUUCUUCAAGGUCCAAGUACGGAACGCCCACAGUUAGCAUUUUGUUCUCUGCCACUGGAGUUAUCUUCUUGUCAUGGAUGAGCUUUCAAGAAAUCGUAGAGUUCCUCAAUUUCUUAUAUGCUAUUGGAAUGCUUCUUGAGUUUGCAGCUUUUAUUACUUUGAGAUUGAAGAAGCCAAAUCUUCCUAGACCAUACAGAGUUCCAUUGCAAACAUUUUGGGCGGCCAUGCUUUGCCUGCCUCCUGCCUUGUUGCUUAUUCUUGUUAUGUGUUUGGCUUCUUUUAGAACAUUCUUUGUGAGUGGAGCAGUGAUUCUGGUGGGGUUUAUCCUGUACCCUAUCUUGGUUCAUGCCAAGAAUAAGAAUUGGAUACUAUUUGAAGCAGAACCACCUUCCUUGCCUUCCCAAGGCUGGCAGCCAUGCAAUUCAGUUGUUUCAGAAAUGAUUGAUCAAGAAAACAAGAGUGUUGAGCUUUUUGAGAGCUCACCAUUUGCUAGUGUGGAGGAAGAAUUGUCUUUAAUGCGAAGUGAUUCUAAGCCAAACUAGAGGAUCUUGUCUUGAACAUUUCCAGGCAACAUUUUACUUUAGCUUGUGCACUGCUGAGGUAGCAAGAAAGGGGUUUGGCUAUCUAUUAUGCUGGAGCUAAUUUAUUCUAGUUUGUAUCCUAAUUUUUUGUUUAAUUUUUCUUCUAAUGAUUGAUUCAGGCUCUCUAUUCCUAAGUUCAGUUGAGUAGAACACCAAUGAAUGCAUAAGAUCUCUUUCAUGUUUGGAGUAAUGCGAUAUCUCACUUCCCCAAGCAAGCUGAACGCACGUUAGAACUAAACCUAAACACAGUCAACCUCCAAAGAGGCGAGAGCAGAGGUGGGGUCGUGGGAUGGCUGAACAUGGCAUGACCAGAUCUUGUUUGUAUCGUUCCUUGUACUAGACACUACUUGACACUAAUUAUACAAAGAAUUGUAGCUAUUUUCAUUUGUAAAAAAUGCUUAAUUUGAUUUUGAUUCACUUCUAUUAGAUUUUCUUUCGUCUAAA